This is a messenger RNA of Lytechinus pictus (painted urchin), 1201 nucleotides long. RefSeq names its product protein rolling stone-like. The record is from RefSeq and is a predicted model, not a curated record. Gene Ontology annotation, cellular component: membrane. The transcript is spliced from 3 exons. The coding region runs from base 269 to 1201 and encodes 310 amino acids. NCBI's taxonomy places the organism in Eukaryota, Metazoa, Echinodermata, Echinoidea, Temnopleuroida, Toxopneustidae.
UUGAAAACAAUAAAAACUUCUUUUUUGGAUUUAUUUGUCAGCAAAUCACAUUAAUGGGACAGAAAUAGGAUUCUUCAUUCAAAAAAUUCUCACGAACAUACUUCAACUUACAUUUUGUCAAAUAUCCUUAGACUGAUAAACGACUCCAGCUUCGACAUGUUCAUCAAACAAAAUAUUGCGUACAUACGCACAAGAAUAGACAUCUAAAGUUUAUGUAACUUAACUUUCUACUUCGACAUAUUCGAACCACACAAUCUAAGUAAAGAAGAUGGGAUCCAAGACAUCAAGACCAGUUGAUCCCCCUUCGGUGGAACCGCUGCCACCGACCAGCGAUGAAAAAUUCAUAGAUGUCCUAGUGCAUGGAUGUCAUUCUGUAGACUUGGGACAGGUGAAGCUCGAUCAUGAUUGCCAUAAAGACUUCACCAGACCCAUGUGUGCAAAAUGUCCAAUCGUCCUGUUCGUUUUAUUCCGUUUCGGAGUGGCUGGAUACUCCUUUGUCUUCCUUAUCUAUCACCUGGCGCGGGAAAUAAGUGGUCGAAUUGGCGCCAAAACAUUCAUCUACCUCGAAACCUGGACCUACGUGUGUAUCACUAUCUACCUCCUUCUCUCGUUUAUGAACGUAGCUAUUGAUGUAUACAAGGAAUCCAGAGGAUGGAUUCUUGCUGUUACGACAGGGCAUACUCCGUGGCGUUUUAAGCUACAAUGGCUUUUCUUUAACAUCUCUCUAUCAUCUUCUUGUGUUGGAGGUAUCACAUUCUGGAUCUGGGUGAUCGUGACAGGUAUACUGCCAACAACUCAAGCCUAUGACAUCAUCAAUCUACACGGAAUGUGGAUCAUCAUCGCUGUCCUCGAAGUCGGUAUCGUCACACUGCCCCUCCGUUUUGAGCACAUCAUCUACCCACUCGCUUACGGCGUUAUCUACCUCAUCUUCGCGCUCAUCUACUGGGCAGCAGGAGGAACUGACCCCUACGGUAACCACUAUAUAUACGUCUUUCUGGACUUUGGUCGGCAUCCUGUCCGGUUGAUAUUUGUAGUAGCAGGAGAAAUUAUUGGAAUGUUCCUUAUUCAUGGAUUCUUUACGCUCUUCUUCCUUUAUCGGAAGAAGAUUUUUGCAAAAUGCAAAUGUUGUCCGAUAGAAAAAAGAACAGAAGACGAUGAGCUUCAAGCUGUCUCAACAAGAUAUGGAACGACAAGUGAAUAG